AGUAAACACGUGUCAACCCAAACACACUAGAUUAAUUAAUUAAUAAAGAUGGGUGUUUUGUUUUACGUUGUUCUACUGCUCGCUGUUGUGUUAGCGCUGCUCCUGGUUGCGUUACUACACGCUGGAUUCUUCUAUGAGUUACGGAUCAGGAUCUCUACUCCACUGUCGUGCCCCAAGAGAGUGGCUUACAGGCUCUACACAGGACCCUACAAGAACUGUGGCGGCUACUUUAAGCAGCUUAUAUCGCUAGUCCCAGAUCUCAAAACAUUUGGUGUUUACUACGACGAUCCUGACAAAGUACCGCAGGAUAAGCUGCGUUACAUCGUCGGCUGUUGCCUUAGCAACGACAGAUCGUCUGGCGAUGAGGAGAGUCUAAAGUCCAAAGGUUACAGUAUAUGGACCUUCCCUACAUGUACCAAUGCUGUCAUUACCGAGUUUCCAUGGCGAUCGAUGUUGUCGCUAUAUGUUGCCCCAUUUUGUGUCUAUCCUCCACUCAAGAAAUACCUUGGAAAUUUGAAGAGCUCCUGCCCCGGGCCAAUUCUCGAGGUCUAUGAAAUCGACUGCAUACGCUACAUUGCACCUUUGGAAAAUAAUGAAGGUUUCUUUGUACCGGAGGUUCCCAUGGAAACAGAAACUAAGAAGGAUCAGUAACUGACUAACUCUCAUGCAAUCAAUUGAACGCUAAUUAAUGUGCCCCCCAUUCCAAUUUCUUUAAUAAUUAUUGUUAUAUUAUUAUUAUAUGGAAAUCAAGUUUGUAUAUA
Molecule: messenger RNA, 761 nt
Organism: Halichondria panicea
Lineage: Eukaryota; Metazoa; Porifera; Demospongiae; Suberitida; Halichondriidae
Product: testis-expressed protein 264 homolog
Exons: 4
Coding region: 49-651 (200 amino acids)
Biological process (GO): reticulophagy; protein-DNA covalent cross-linking repair
Cellular component (GO): replication fork; autophagosome membrane; nucleus
Source: RefSeq, a predicted model, not a curated record